AUGUUCAACUCGCUGCUUCGCCUUUGGCGCUCACGAGGCGACGUUCAACAAGAUUUGGAAGCCAACCCUAACAAUGACCAUUUCACGAGGUUACCUUCUGCGCAACGGUCCCGACCCAAUCAGCCCAAACUUCAGCUGAAUACGAGCAUGAUUAGCAUUCCAAUCAAACGCUCGCCUCAUUCUAUUACCGGUAUUGAAGGACAUGAAGCGCAAUGGCAUACAAGUCCUAAUGGUUCCACUCGUUCUGGUCCUUCCAAUAUCGCCUGGCUGAGACACGAUCCUUCCCGGGAUGAAGAUCAACUACCAGUUCGUCCUCCUGCUGCACGGCUGGGAAUGGUUCGCCAUACGGCUAUCCCUCUGAGUCGCUCGAUAUCAUCUCCGGCGUCCUCGCAGCUUCAAGUUUAUCCUGCUCGGAGGCUCGGAAUGAACCCAGCUCAUGCGGGAAGUACUUUCUCCUUGCGCAUGGAUGGCCAGUCGCAUGUAAGCACCCUUUACGGAGAUGCAUACAACUAUCCACUUGUGAAACCACUUUCGCCCAUCGCGGAGCAAGACUACUUUUCCCCGGAAUCACUAAGGAAAACCAUUCAGCUACCUCCUGAUACCAGUACCUCCAUCUCCCCAAGUAUCAUGUCAACUAAGCGGAGUAUGGUUGACACAGGACCUUCCCCCGUGCACUCUCUACCUUUCAUUACUCGGCCCGUGAACCGAAGCCUUUCGCAAAGUACCCAUCGAUCUGGCCGUUCUACGACAUCUACAGUCACCCCAAUUUUGCCUCUUCCCGAAGCUCGACUUCAAACUUCCGGACCCUAUACCUCUCAGGAUGGAGAUGCUCACCCGUUGCGUCCUGGAAAAUCAUCCAACCGACUUACGACCAUGCCCACAAUUCCCGCAGGAAGCUCUGAAGAGUAUCAGAUCGGCAACGAGGCAGCGGAGAGUUCAUAUGGAGGUCACGAAGAAGCAGAAGACGGAUCGGAAGGCUCGGAAUCACUCCGUUCCUUCGUCACAGCCGGUGAUACCAGUCCAAACCAAACUGUCCCCCCAAUUGCGAUGGAUUAUGGCUCCACACCAUCACCGCUUCCUGUGCCUGCUCCAGUUGCACAGUCACAAAGUUACAGCAAGAUUCUCCCUGUAGAGUUCACAGAGACCGACGUUUCCAUGAUCCGUUCGGAUGGUAGCAGCGUGCAGGCUUAUACACGAUCUCCUGCUUCAGUAUCUUCAUCUUUCAUCCGGCGUCGAUGGGACAAAGACGCCGGGUAUCCUGUUGGACCUGGAGCCUUCAAUCUGAAACCAAAACGUCAAUGCUUUUACAUCGAUGCUACCCCAGCAUUAUGGGCGUUCUUGCUAGGGUUCUUCUUCCCAGUUCUAUGGUUUGUGGGAGGUUGGCACUUUACGAACUUUGGGGAGCAACCGGCGAGAUUGACGUUGUGGGAGUUUUACUUCAAUGGCGCGUAUUGGAGAGAGUUAUUCUGUUGCGGAAGGGGAAAGCUGAAGUGGAAUGAUCAGUUGAAGGAGUCGGAAAGCUCGGAAACGAAGAAGGGUAAAGGGAAGGAGAGGGAGAAACCACUGAGGAUUCGUCAUCCGCCACCACUCCCAAGAUGGAUCACAGAAAAACUCAGUACGGAUGUGAAGAAGGCCCGGCUCAACGACGCUAAACGCUCUUUGAGGGGUAUAUCGUUCGGCUAUCCUUUCGUCCCUAGACCGGUGGUCUGUUCUUCCUCAUCACAUUCGAAUGCGACACAGGCUGCCCGCCGAAUCAUGUCAGUCCUAUCCAGACCGAACAGAUUUCUCGACCAAUUCUACGGUGUGCGAUUGAGAGAUGUAAGGGGCAAACGUGAGGGUCCGAGGAGAAUAUUCGACCCGUGGAUUCAGAGAUGUAGGUAUGCAUUUUGUUAUGCUAUGGUUCUGUUUUUAUGUGGACUAGCUACGGCCGCCACAACUCUUAUCAUAUUCAGCCUUAGAGACUUCAGAUAG
Lentinula edodes (shiitake mushroom) is the source of this 1971-nucleotide messenger RNA. RefSeq lists its product as uncharacterized. The transcript has 2 exons. The record is from RefSeq and is a predicted model, not a curated record. The coding region runs from base 1 to 1971 and encodes 656 amino acids. NCBI's taxonomy places the organism in Eukaryota, Fungi, Basidiomycota, Agaricomycetes, Agaricales, Omphalotaceae.